UGCUUACCUCCAUUCAUUAGACUAGAGUCUAGAGUUAAGAGAUCUUUCCCUUUAUUAUAGGCCCGGAUAGGGCCUUUAGGUCUAGAAUCUUGUGCCCCAAACGAUUGGUGAAAUGGCUAAGAUUAUGAAAGAAGAUGUUCACAAGUUGUUGAUGUUGUGGUGUACAGAUGAAAUGAGGUUCCAAGUCACAGCUCAAAGCUCUUUUCAAAACUUUCAGUUACCCUCAUGCCAAGAUUUCAAGCUCAUAUGUCACAAACCUCUUGAUGAAGUCUGGAAGUAUGUAAUACGUUACAUAAAAUCUGUACAGAUGGUGAAACAUGUUCGAGGAAAUAUUGCAGUAAAAAACAAUUCAACUGGCUCAAGCAAGAAGUUCAGCAAAUCUAAAAUUGUCGAAGAUGAGUCAAAAUAUGACUUGAGGAGAAAAUUGGCCAGAGACUUGACAGGCUGCUGGACUGAUAUUAGUUUUUUACAAAAUGAAAUGGCUCAGGUCAAUAAAGAGGUCAUGGAACAAGAACUUGCUUAUCAAAGUGUAAGUCAACGAGUCCGAGAUGUCCAGAAGAAAGAAAGUUUUUUACAAGUUGUCAGAAGAUGUGGACAAGAACAAAUCCUCAUGUAUGACAGAUAUACACAGUUUGUCCUUGAUCGGUGGAGAGUUUUAACAGAACACAGAGAUUGCCCUAAUGAAAGAUUUGUUACUCCUGGACACCAUGCUGAUGUUCUAGAAAGUGAAAGUCAGAAAGAUGUGAGACUGACUUGUGCUGAAAUUAAAACAUUUCUUCAUGGAAUAUUUAAUAGAACAUUGACCUCCAAUCAAGACUGUUUGAAAAAAGCAGAGCUGGAAUUAUGGAGAUGGGUAGAAAAAACAGCUUCAGUUCAUUCUAUUGCAGAACUAGUAUCUUCUCUCUCAACAAAUGCAGGACGAGAGACUCGCCAAAUUCGAGAGGAGACUUUAGGCGUUAACAUAACCAAAGAUGCCUUGAAUUUGAGAUUUUCAUAUGGCAGCAAAAGUGGUUUGAAAGAUGUCUCAUCUCCACCAACUGUAGAAAAAAGUGUCAAAGAGCUAUUAGAGGCUAGUAACUUGAAGCAUGUCUUGAGGUGGUUCAAAGAACAAGAAUACAACAAUGAAGAGUGGAAACUUAGUGCCAGACUAGACGAUUUCAUGGCAGAAAUUGGCAAACAGAUUCACAGGGUUAUGGGAGAACACCCACGCAAUGUUCCACUAGCCAAAGGGUAUGUUGAUGCUGUUGUUGAGUUGGCCAUAGAAGGGUCUGUAGCACCAUGUCUGAGAGCUGAGGCUGACAAACUGAUUGAAGCCAUUCAAAGGGCCAAACAUGAAAAACAAGUAUUGAGAAGGAAAUUUGAACAAAUUCAAGACUUUAAGGCUACUGUGGGGAAAAACCAGCAGAUGAUUUCAUUUCUUGCUAGACAAAACUCCUCUGCUCCAGACAGAAUGGAGGCACAAAAACAACAGGUUUUGGCUUACAUCAGGUCUAAGUCUAUAGAAUCUCAUGAGGCAGAAGUCAAAUCUCUGACAGCAGGACUAACAGGAAGUUUGAUAUCAGAAUUAGAAAAGUUUUCCCCCCUUGUCCUCUCAAGCCUGCUUGUAGUUACUCUUGACAGUAAGGCAUGUUUGUGUGCAUUGGAUUUAUCACUGGCUCCAUCCAUCAAUCCACUGGCAAGAGACAAACUAUCAGCCUAUUCUAAUGUGGCCUCAGCUUUUUCUUUUCCACACUUCAAGUCCACAGAUAGUUUGUUUCAUUAUUUGCUAGAGAUAGAGAGAUGUAUACAGGAAGUGAGAAUCAGCCAACAGAAGAGAGAAAAGCGAGUAGCAGCAGCAUUAGCUGGUGCUCACACAAACGAUGACAUCAACUCUUUUAUAGUUACUUUUAAGGAAAAAAUCAAAGAUCUUACACAAAAAAUAGAACAACACAACAGAGCUCAGAGCCAGAAAUUUCUACCCAAGUUAGAAAGGCGGAUUUCAGCUGUAUCUACUCAAGCUUCAGACAUUGAGAGUAUCAAAAAUCAAGUUGAUACAUGGUGGGAGCAGCCAGCUCAGUUGAGCGCACCUUGGGUACUUACAGAUGGCAAAACAUUUGCAGAAUGGAUGCAGAAAUGGAGACUAGCUGUCACCCAAAUUCAUAAAAAAAUGAUGGAUAUCAAGAGUCAUUAAGUUAUAUUUAUCUCAUCUCUAAAUAAAGAUGGUUUAAAGA
Physella acuta is the source of this 2210-nucleotide messenger RNA. Its product is annotated as HAUS augmin-like complex subunit 5. Gene Ontology annotation, cellular component: HAUS complex; centrosome. NCBI's taxonomy places the organism in Eukaryota, Metazoa, Mollusca, Gastropoda, Physidae. Gene Ontology annotation, biological process: spindle assembly; centrosome cycle. The record is from RefSeq and is a predicted model, not a curated record.